AUGAUUAGUCAAUCUCCACUCAUCUUAGUCGUGUUAUGUUUUUUUCUUAAUCAAUAUUUAGUACAAGCAUCAAUAUAUUCAUGUAACACGACUGCUCCAUGUGGUUGCUCAAGAAAUCCAGUUGUUAUUAAUGCCAGAAUUGUCGGUGGUGAAGUAGCUGCUAGUCAUAGUUGGGGCUGGGCUGUUUCAUUACGGAAGUCAUACAGCAGACAUUUUUGUGGUGGUUCGAUUCUCUCUCGAUACUAUAUAAUUACAGCAGCACAUUGUGUCGAUGAUAUUUAUCUUUCAAUAGACGAAUUAACAGUUGUUGUUGGUAGAAACAAUCUCCUUGAUGAUAAUGGACAAAGAAUAGUUGUAUCAAAAAUUUAUGUACAUCCAAAGUGGAAUCUAGCUAGACACGAAAAUGAUAUCGCUAUUCUUAAAUUAAAAAGAGCAAUCUCUUUUAAAGAUGAAAAUGUUGCUAAACUUUGUCUACCAUCUUUAAAUGGCAUUGUAGAAACUGAUUUUCCAUUGACAAACUCACACCUUAUAGGUAUUGGUUGGGGAUAUACAGUACCACAUGGUUCUGUAUCAUACGAUCUCAGACAAGUGACAAUUGAAGCUGUUGAUAAUCAAGAAUCCAAAUGUAGGAAUUCUAUUACAAAUAAAAUCACACAAUUUUGUGCAGCUGCCAAUGGUGGAGGCAAAGAUACAUGUCAAGGUGAUUCAGGUGGUCCAUUGAUGUAUUACUCAGAUAUUUAUGAACAAUGGGUGCUAGCAGGUAUAACAUCUUUUGGUAAAGGAUGUGGAUUGAGUGAUCAUGCUGGUAUUUACACCCGAGUUACUAUGUAUAUCGAUUGGAUUAAAUCGAUUGUUGGUAAAGAUGGCAUGAUGAUUGUCGGAGAAAAUUCUGCUAAUGUUAGUACUAUGUCAACUAUGUUUUGUAUUGCAACACUUUUAUUUUCAUUUAUAAUGAGUUCCUUUUAA
Molecule: messenger RNA, 966 nt
Organism: Rotaria sp. Silwood1
Lineage: Eukaryota; Metazoa; Rotifera; Eurotatoria; Philodinida; Philodinidae
Source: the annotation of a GenBank genome assembly